This is a messenger RNA of Guillardia theta CCMP2712, 1980 nucleotides long. RefSeq lists its product as hypothetical. Gene Ontology annotation, cellular component: cytoplasm. Gene Ontology annotation, molecular function: calcium-dependent cysteine-type endopeptidase activity. Lineage: Eukaryota; Cryptophyceae; Pyrenomonadales; Geminigeraceae. The record is from RefSeq and is a predicted model, not a curated record. Gene Ontology annotation, biological process: proteolysis. Bases 1 to 1980 code for a protein of 659 amino acids. The transcript is spliced from 10 exons.
AUGGCCGGGGCUGACUGGAUAGCGAGAUGCAGGAAGCAGGGGGAGGAGAUCAAGAAGAUCGGCACGAGGAGGUCUGGUCGUGGAGACGACCGUCGGAGAUGUGCGAUGGAGAGCCCUCGUUGUUCUCAGGGGAGGCUCAGGGACUGCUGGUAUCUUGGAGCGCUCUCCAUCAUGGCAGGGAGGAGGAGGGAGAGGCUGGAGGCUCUGGUGUGCUUCGGCUGGGUUGCUCGAGGGGUCCAUGCGGUACGGUUCUUUGUGGAAGGGAGGUGGGUGGUGGUGGUGGUAGACGAUCUGAUCCCGUGCGAUCGUUUCGGAAGGCCCAUCUUCGGGAGGUGCAGGAAGAUGGAGCACUGCUGGGUUCAAAUCUUCGAGAAGGCCUUCGCAAAACUCUGCGGGUCGUACGCUGACAUCGAGGGUGGGUCAGAGGAGGAGGCCCUGGUUUGCUUGACUGGGGGGAUGCCCAAGAUUGUUGACCUGCGAGAGAGGGAGGAGCUGCUGCUGGACGGGCAGAUGUGGGUCAAGCUAGUCAAGUACUCCGACAACGGGCACCUCAUGGGCUGUGCCAACCAUGUGGCCGCAACCAGCGGCAACAUCAUCCGGGAUCACGCUUACUCCAUCCUGUCAGUCUACUCAGUUCCGCACGUUCCAGGAGACGGGCUGCUGCUCCUUAGGAACCCUUGGGGCAAGCAUGAGUGGACAGGACGCUACUCCCGGGAGUCUCCGUCGUGGGAGGAUGUCGACGACAAUAUCCUGAGCAUGCUGGGGCUGACGCGCGAGGCGUUAAGACGGGAGGUAUUCGAGGAUGGCAGCUUCUUCAUGUGCUGGGAGGAUUUCUACUCCCACUUCGACAGGAUCUACGUGUGCAAGCUGCCCAAGUCAGGAUCUUCCCGCCUCACGCUGGAGGGGAGCUGGAGAGGGGAGAGAGCGGGGGGCUGUCUGAACCAUCCUACCUUCUCCGACAAUCCCCAGUACCAUCUCACGGUCCCGUUCCCUUCCACCAUCCUCGUUCAACUGUUCCAGAAGCAGGAUCAGAGCGAUCAGAGCUGGAGGCUGUCCACCAGCCCAGCUCGGCAUAUCGGCCUGUAUGUGGUGGUUGCCAACGACCUGCCCGAGGAGAGGGCGCUGUGCUACGUGAAAGAUGCUCCGGGGAUCAUGGUAGCGAAGACCAAGGUCUUCUUGAACGCAUGGCAGACUUCGGUCAAGUUCAGGACCGCUGGGUACGAAAAGUUUGUGAUAUUCCCCUGCACCUUCACGCCGGGGGUCGAGGGUCAGUUCGCGGUCUCCGUGCUGACCCUGGGGGCCUCUCGCCCCGUCGUGCUCAAGGAGCUGACGCUGCGCCAUGAGAAGGUAGCGGUGGAGGGAGAGUGGGGGCUGGAGAGCUGCGGGGGGUGUAUGAAUCAUGCUACAUGGCUGGAGAACCCAGCGGUGCUCUUGCACGUCAAGACCCCAGGGGGCAAGGCCUCCCUCUUCCUCCAGCUCAGCAUCCAGCUGCAGGCGUCGACAGGGAUGGGACUCUACGUCUUCGCCUAUGAAGGGGAGCCGUCCAUCGGCAGGAGGAACCUCGUCCGCUCGACUGAGCCCUUCAUGGUCGCCAGACAGGUCUCCCUGGAUGUGUCAGGCCUCGUUGGCUCCUUCCUCGUCCUGCCAUGCACCUUUGAGCCGAUGCAGCACAUGGGAGCUUUCACUCUCACGCUCUUCAAGGACCCGGAGAUCGAGGCUAGCAUGGAACUUCUCUCCUGCUCCUGCAGGCAGCUCUUCUCGCACGGGGAGCUAGGGAGGGUCUUCUCCAUCCCCGAUCGAUCGCUGCUGCUACAGGAGAUCCAUCGCCUCCUCCAGCUCCCUGCCCGCCUCUCUGCCUCCAGCCAGACACCGCGAGAGAGUCAUGGGCAUAGAGUGAGGGUAACAAAGGAGGACGAGGACGAGGACCUUGAGCUCGCUAUCGCCCUGUCGCUGAGUGAGAAGGAGGCAGGGAGCUCGUAG